GAAUCACUUAAGAAUAGAAGUGGAUUUUUAAAAAGAAAGAACAAAAAUGGAUAUUUAAAAUCAAAGAUCUAUCUAAUAUUUCAAAUGUCUGCGUUGCUUUAUGCUCUCAGAUGAUCUUUAAUUUCUUUAUACCAUGUAACCAUACUACCUCACCUAAAUGGAUGAUUAUGAUGACGAAGACUACAACAAAACGCCGACGCCACAGAACGGAGGACUGAAUUUUUUCAGCAGGAACAGUAGCCGCGCUUCGAGUUCAACUCCUUCGAAUAAUCUUUUUAAUAAGACAGCACGUGAACGCACAGACGCUUCUUCUGCAUCUACACGUGCAUCUGGAAAAGUUGGUUUCCAAGCGAACGUACCACCACGAGGUACUAACUCACGAGCUACACCAAUCAAUUCGGUUAGACGAUCUGUUAGUUUGCGUACAGGAAGCUCCGCCGCGAAAACAUUACCCGAAAGGAAAGCAAGCGGACGAAAUAGUGUGAUUGCUAAAACCACAGACGAUAUCAAGAAAAAAAGCACAAACGGAAGAAACAGUGUGUCAAAUAAAUUAGAAUCUGAUAAUUCAAAACUUGUUCUCGAUUCAAACGCUAUAAACUCUUUGUUCUGUGAACCUUGCCAACAACAGUGUAUAGACGUUAAAGCCGAAUCUUAUUGUAAAACCUGCGAGGAAGCGCUAUGUGAUAGCUGUGCUGGAACGCAUAGAAAUUCUAAAAUCACGCGUGAUCACGCAGUGCUAUUGUUAGACGAAAUGUCCAACCCAAGACCAAAGGCAAGAGACGAUCAGUACCCGUCAAAACCAGGUAAGCCUGAGAAAGUUUCUAUUGAAUCCACUACAUGUACUAUAAGCUGGGAGCCGUCGACGGGCCCUGUUGACUGUUAUGAAGUUAGAUAUAAGAUAAAGACUUCUAAGACAUGGUCCAAAGUGCAGACCGAAGGCCCACAGUGCAUGUUUACUGUUCAAAAUUUAAAGGGAAGGACGGCUUACAAUUUUCAGGUGCGUGGUAUUGCCGGUUCGAUUGAAGGACCGUUCAGUUAUGUCAGUGAGCCUUAUGAAACCAAAGUUUCGUUAGCAUGGAGAUUGAUGCAGUCAGCAAGAAAAAUAGAGGAUGGAACUCCUGCUAAAUAUAAACUGGAAUUAGACGAAAAACUAUCAGCAAGAAACGAGAAGGCAAAGACAAGAAAAUGUGUACUUGGUAAUAAACGCCUUGGUGUACAGGUAGGAGAAAAGACUAUCAUGAUGGUGGGCGCCACCGGAGCAGGAAAGACAACUCUUGUCGAUGGCAUGAUUAAUUUCAUCACUGAUGUCGCCUUAGAUGAUGAAUUCCGAUUUACUAUGAUAGAUUUAACGUCAGAAGAGAAGAACAAAGAAAGCAACCAGGCUAUAUCUCAGACUGAGUGGAUAACAUGCUACCAGAUCUGUCAUCAGGAGGGAUGUAAGGUACCAUUCAGCGUCAACAUUAUCGACACGCCCGGAUUUGGUGACACACGUGGUAUAAAGAGAGACGAGGCUAUUGUGGAACAGAUCCGUAGUUUCUUUACAACGCCAGGCGAGAUAGGAAUCCAAACAUUGGACGCAGUUUGUUUCGUAGUCCAGUCGCCAUUAGCUAGGCUUUCGCCGUCACAGCGUUAUAUAUUUCACUCAAUUUUAUCGAUUUUUGGUAAAGAUAUUGUAGAUAAUAUCUUCGUUCUAAUAACAUUUGCAGACGGAAACAUCCCACCAGUGCUCGCGUCGCUGAAGGAAGCGGAAGUACCGUUUAAAGAACAUUUCUCUUUUAAUAAUUCUGCUUUGUUUGUAGAUCCUACCAAGAAUAAAACUGCGCCAAUGUUCUGGGAAAUGGGACAAGAAAGUUUUGACAUUUUUUUCCGAAACUUACAAACUGUACAGACAAAAAGUCUACAGUUGACGGCAGAAGUCCUUGUCGAACGACGACAAAUUGAGCUGAACAUAAAAAGUUUACAAGAAGAAAUAAAAGUUGGUCUUCAUACAUUGCACAGAGUAGAGAUUGAAAAGAAGAUUAUAAAAGAUCACGAAAAAGAUAUUAAUGCGAACAAGAAUUUUAUAUUUACCGUUCCACAAGAAUAUUUUGUCAAGGUUAUGUUACCACCAGGGCAACAUACAACGACAUGUCUUCGGUGCAAUCGAACGUGCCAUGACGACUGCACUUACCUCGACAACGACGAAAAACACAAAUGCUUUGUUUUCAACAAACGUGGUUUCUGCACUAUUUGUAUCGAGCAUUGUUACUGGCGUGAGCAUGUCAACUGCAAUUAUAUUUAUCAAAUGAGAGUACGUCACGUGACCGGGGAGUUAAAGGAAUUACGACAAAAGUACCAAAUCGCAUCGAAUGAAAAAGAGAAGCACGAAAAGUUUGUUAAAGCAGUAACCGUCGAGCUGAACAAGCAAGCAAAUGAAGUUUGGAAUAAAAUGAAAACGGUGAGAAAAAGUCUUCAGCGUCUCUCUGAAAUUGCUCUACGUCCUAAUCCCCUUACCGACGUCGAGUAUGUUAAACUUUUGAUAGAAAACGAGAAGAGGGAAGCGAAACCUGGCUGGCAAACACGAGUUCAAAUGCUGGAAGAAUUGAAGCAGCGUGCGCAAAUUAUUACUGAAAUGCCGGAAAAGAAAAGUCAACUAUGGGAAACUGUCAAAGCAAAAGACUAGAGUAUUGUUUGAAAAGCACGCAAAGAAACAUAUAUAUAUGUCCUUUUGUACACAAGUUUGGCUGUAUCACAUACUAUUUGUUUGUUUUUUUAGAAACAAAAAAAUAUCACUAGUAAAUGA
This is a messenger RNA of Mytilus trossulus (common blue mussel), 2782 nucleotides long. RefSeq lists its product as uncharacterized. Bases 158 to 2662 code for a protein of 834 amino acids. NCBI's taxonomy places the organism in Eukaryota, Metazoa, Mollusca, Bivalvia, Mytilida, Mytilidae. The record is from RefSeq and is a predicted model, not a curated record. Gene Ontology annotation, molecular function: zinc ion binding; GTP binding; protein binding. The transcript is spliced from 4 exons.